UUGAUGAGCUGUGGUGUGAAUGAAAAACGAAACUGUCACUGUGAGAUUCUGGACCUGAAGAACAUCUCCAAGCUGGUUUACAGUGAAUCCAUCCAGGUGGGACCUCAGAGAAGCAGCAGUGGUUCUGUCAGCUUUCUGGUGGAUGUGAAGGAGGAUUCAGGUCAGACUGAGACUUACAUCCUGACAGCGAUAAAGAACCCUAGACUCAAGACAGACUGUAGCGCUGAUUUAAAGACAAUCAACCUUCACAACACAUAUCACAGGCAGAAUGGAGGAUUAUUUUCUGGACUUGAUCAGUCAGGCAGCAGUUCACCUGGGAUUCAAACUGAAGCUGCAGUAGAGUUUGUGGACGGAUUCCAGAUCAACUCAACAGUGUAUCUGUUCUCCAACGUGGCAUCAGGAGGUAAAAGCAACAAAGUCCGUCUGAUCUGGCUUCAGGCUGAAACCAGUAAAACUCAGACUCUGGAGUCUCUUCAUGGAGCGACUCUCAGUUCCUCUGGAGGUGAAGACAGCAGACUGCUGGCGUCCUCGGGUCCCAGGUGGACAGCAGGUCCUGUGGAGUGGAGUGUUCAGUGUGGACGGAGGAGGAAGCAACACUGAGCUGCUGCUGUUUGACAUCAGUCCUGAUCUCAACAGGGAGAUGAAUAAAGAUCCAGACUUUUAUUCAUCGGUGAACAAGCCAAACAACCCGUCGGAACCAAAGUCCCUGGAACCAAAGGCCGUUCUGUUCAAGAAGAAAUACAUGGAUUCUGUGUUGGUGGUGAAGCAGGGCAGCUGGACGGUUUUCUUCAUUGGAACAAGCAGCGGGCAGCUCAUUAUGCUUCCUAUGGACAAGAACAAUAAUCCAGCAUGUCCAAAGGAGAUCUACAGGGCCAGUGGUAAUGAUAACAUUUUUUCAAAACUCCUUCUGGACCCAGUGGAUCAUAAACACAUAUAUCUGCAGUUCAAAAAACAGAAUCUCACCUAUGAAACACCUGAAGGGAAAUCUGUCUGGAGAAACUGUGAUGUGGAUUUGAAAGUAGCCAAUGAAACAUUGUAUUGCCCAGUCAGAAUAAGAUACGAUCCAGACCCACAGUUUCCCACAUUUAUAACGAGGAGAACAGGAAACAACGUCCAAGUUAUGAUCCAGUGUCUAGAUUGGAACCUGGAGAUGACAACAGAAGAGCUAUCAGUGUGGGGCUAUAAGGAUGGCAAGCAAUACCCCUGCAUCAUGAAGGGCAAAAACCAAACACAUACUGGAGCAAGCUUUUUCAUCUGCCAAAUAGAAAACACAACCCAUAUCAAAUUUUCCCAGUUAACGAUUAAAUAUGGACAGAUGACAGUUCAGGUGGGGAAUCCACCUCUGCUUGAUCAGUACCUUCUGAUUCUGCGCCUUCUGCUGGUUCCCUGUGGUACUGCAGUGCUGGUGAUCAUCUGUCAGUGCCUUGCUGUGAAGAACAAGCCCUGAUCGUUGGCGUCUUUCUCCUCCUCAGAGCUCCAGCAAAUACGUCAUUUGUUAGAUGUUGGAGUCAUUGAUAUCUGAUAUGAUAUAGCUUCUUCCAAUAAUUACCUGUAUGUUGAACAGUUGUCACUUGUAAGUGGAAAACCUUUUCCAUGUUUUCAUUUCUUGCGUAUUCUUUGCCAUGUGAAAAGUUAACAGCACAGCGUCUGAGUGAUAGAAACAAUUAUUGUUCAGAAUAAUGGGGAAAACCGCAGCAGGUUAAUGUGACUGAAUAAUCAGUUAGAGUGAAACAUGGUGUUCAUCUCCAGAGUUCUUGCUGCUGUGUGUUUGUUCAGUUUAAUCAAAAGAAGUGAGAGGUGGAGUCUUUCUGUUCUGUAAUUCUACUGUUCAUGUCAAAUCAUCUUGAUCAGAGAUUGCAUGUUGUAUUAUAUAAUAUCUUUUCCAGCUUAUUGCAAUGAAAUCUGAAAAGUGAUCAAGGGCAUAAAUGAUGAUCCCGUUGAGUACAGAUUGACAAAUAUUGCAAAACUCAAAAGGUUGAUAUGCAUCUUAGAUUCUUUAAAAAUAUAUAUAUUUACUGCUUGUUGAUAUUUGGAGACGUAUGUAACAUAUUUCAAAAUCUAUGGCAGAAAUGAGUGAUUGCACAAAUAUUCACCGCUUUCAAAGUGAGUGACCUGAUUCCAGCCAAGUGGUGACAGUUGCCUCACAACAGUUGGCAUGGAGAUCAGGGGUGAGUGUAUCAGUUAGGGGAUGGAUAGAAAAAAAGACAUCUCAAAGGCUGUCAACCUUCCAUUCUUUGAUUUGUAUUAUUAUGUGCCUGAAUCAGACACAAAAUCACAACCAGAGACCGUGAAGAAGAAGGAGAGUAUAGACCCGGGAAGGUUUGCAAAGGACGAAGGUCAAAUGAAAUAUCGAGAAGACAAACAGCCAAAGCGCAACAGCUGAACACUGGCUGCAUGGAGGUGAAUAUUUAUACGAUCGCUUACUUCAUCCAACAUUUUUUAUGUGUCAAAAUCAGUUUUCACUUUAAUAUUUGAGUGUUUUCUUUUUCAUUUUAUCAAUGUUUGAUUAUUAAAGGCAAUAAAAGGCGGCGAACACAUUUCAUAGGCACUGUGUACGUGGGAAAUUUUUGCUGUGCUUUCUGCAAGUCUUGUAUUUUUAUCUUGACCGACAUUUAUGGUUUGCUGAGGUGCGAGC
Poeciliopsis prolifica (blackstripe livebearer) is the source of this 2635-nucleotide messenger RNA. RefSeq lists its product as uncharacterized. Lineage: Eukaryota; Metazoa; Chordata; Actinopteri; Cyprinodontiformes; Poeciliidae. Gene Ontology annotation, molecular function: protein binding. Bases 476 to 1447 code for a protein of 323 amino acids. The transcript is spliced from 7 exons. The record is from RefSeq and is a predicted model, not a curated record.